AUGGAAAGUCCCUUGAACACCACUUUGGGUGCCAGGUUGAGUGCAUACUUGGUCACAGCAAAGGAUUUUCAGAGACAAAGACAGAGAGUCAACAAGAGAAUCUCUAAAUUGCGUCAUGAAUUAAACAUUGUCACCAAGGACACCAAAAACUACAAAGCCAAAGAGAAAACAUCAGGAAUCACCCAGGAGCAAUACGAUGAAGAUGACAGAUUUGGGUUGGUGAUCUUAUUACUUGCAGAAAGGGAUAUGCUUUACGCUUUAGAGAUCAAGAGCAUGCUUGAAAUCAAGUCUACAUCACAUGCAACUUUGUUGAAGACAAAGAUGAAGCGUGCAUUGACCCACGCUGACAAAUUAAUUAAACUUUCAUCAUCACCAUCAUCAUCAUCACCAUCAUCAUCACAAAGUGAUGGCAAUGACAACAGCAAGAAAAGACUUAGAAAACAGGUUGAAAUCUACAUUUUUGCAGCUUUGAUCGCGGGCCAGUUGUCGAUUACUACAAAACAGUGGUUAAAAGCGCUUAAUGCGUUUUCAAUAGCAAAAUGCUGUUUGGACUACUUGUACACCGAGGAUUCAGAUAAGGAGUCGUAUAUAAAGACGUUGUGCACUGAAUUGAUUGAAACAUCAGUGGACCCAUCGAUCAACUUGGCGUCUUCUCAGUUGAAGAUUUCAGGAGACUUGAAAACCUUAUCGAGAAAGUAUUGCCAUGAACAAUGCUUUCCACAAUUGAGCCCCGUUUUAGGGUUGAUUGGCGAAAAGUACACCAAGGACAUUGCUUCGUCGAUGCAAUUGCAAAAAGAGGUGGACUGGCGUGGACAUACGGCAGAGAUUUAUAAUGACGAGGUUGCAUUCAAGAUACAAGAGUUGACAAACGAUAAGAAAUGGUUGAAAUACAAUGAUGCCAACCAAUUUGAUGGUGUUAUUGCUUCGUGGAUUUCAAUAUUGGACUUACACAAAAGGGACACAGAGAAGAACCAGGAUGAUGACGAUUUGGAGCAAAAGCAAAGCAGAGCAAUUUUGCUGACUUAUCUUAACUACAAUUUGCUUUUUACAAAGUUGAAGAGAGAUUUGUUAUUAAUUGGUCUGUUGGCAGGAAAGGCCGAGAAUAGCAAAGAUAUCGUAAGGCUUUUUAAUGGUAUUAUUCAGAUAGUAAAAGAGUUGGAGGAUUUGCCCGGUGUAUACAACGAUGAAGAUUUGCAUUAUUCACUUGAGCAUUUGGAACAGUAUUAUGAAUACAAAAAGAAUGUGGUGAUUGCCGAGGCAUAUCAAUUGAGUAGCAGGUUUGCUGAGGCAUUGAAAAUCUUUGAUUAUGUCAACAAGAGUCUCAAUUUCACUCCUGGUGAACAAUAUUUUAAAGUUGAUUUCCCAUUUGACGUUAGCAAAAACACAGAAGUUGCUUUUUUCAAAGUGGAUUUGGAGAAAAGAAUACUCCAAUGUCAAAUUAAUGCGCAAUUUGAGCAGACCAAGGAAGCAGCAUGUACUAAAUAUACUUUGGAAAACCUUAGCAAAUACCCCGCUGGACUCAAUGCCCUUAACGUACGCACUAUCGAGCCAAUCUUGUGCAAACCGGUGCUAUUUGAUAUUGCCUAUAAUUAUAUUUCAUACACAAAGCAACCUGUAACGUCUGUUGGAAAUUCAGCGAAGCAAGUGCAACAAGAACAGCAACAACAGAAGCAGCAGCAAACAGAGAAUACAGAUGCGUCACCAAAAAAGAGUGGAUUUUUUGGAAUCUUUCGUGGUUAA
This is a messenger RNA of Lodderomyces elongisporus, 1740 nucleotides long. RefSeq names its product signal recognition particle subunit (gene SRP68). The record is from RefSeq and is a predicted model, not a curated record. Gene Ontology annotation, biological process: SRP-dependent cotranslational protein targeting to membrane. Gene Ontology annotation, cellular component: signal recognition particle, endoplasmic reticulum targeting. NCBI's taxonomy places the organism in Eukaryota, Fungi, Ascomycota, Pichiomycetes, Serinales, Debaryomycetaceae. Gene Ontology annotation, molecular function: signal recognition particle binding; 7S RNA binding; endoplasmic reticulum signal sequence receptor activity. The transcript has a single exon. Bases 1 to 1740 code for a protein of 579 amino acids.